AUGGGUGAUAAAACUGCUCCGACAAAACCCGAAACACUUCAUCCCGUCUACACCGUGACCAACAUCCAAAACAAAGUCAGAAUUUUGGAUGGCAAGAAGGUAACCUAUUCGUCGUGGGUUAAGCUAUUUCAGUUGCAUGCUCGCGGGUACAAGGUCUUGGACCAUAUCGAUGGUACAAAACCUCCCGGCGAAGAAGACCCAGCGUAUGGAAACUGGAUGGAAAUAGACGCGAUCGUCCUCCAGUGGAUCUACGGAACACUUGCAGACGACCUCUUGGCUCGCUUGAAAGAUGUGGGAAGUCCGAUCACCGAAAAGAGGUUAGUCAUUCAACUUGUUCGUGGCUUACCAUCCGAGUUUGAUAUUACUGCCGCUCACAUCAAUCAAACUCUACCUUCUUGGGACGAUGCUGUUGAAAUGCUCAAUCUUGAGGCUGACCGUCAUGCCGCGCGUGACAACUCGUCCAUUCUAGGGCCGGUGCCUGAAGCUCAUGCAGCCAUUCAUAAUACUGGAUCCAGUUACAAUCGCCAGCUAAAUAGAAACGGCCCAAACAGACCAAAUAAUAACAGGCCCAACAACCGAUCCAACCCUCGACCCAAUGCAAACCAUCGCCUUCAGCCCAAUCAAUCAUCCACCACAGCCCACAACUCGCAUUCGGCCCAGUGCACAAGCAGACCCCCACAACCCAAUCAGCGCCCUCCAUGGGCCGGCCCAUAUCACCCACCACCGUCACCAUACUGGGCCCCAUAUUAG
Molecule: messenger RNA, 750 nt
Organism: Helianthus annuus (common sunflower)
Lineage: Eukaryota; Viridiplantae; Streptophyta; Magnoliopsida; Asterales; Asteraceae
Exons: 2
Coding region: 1-750 (249 amino acids)
Source: RefSeq, a predicted model, not a curated record